AUGGCGGUCCAGACAACUGGGUCGACUCGGGAAACUGAGUUAACACAGGGAGCCGGAUCAGAUCGGAGUGUGGUUGUGGAGGCUCAGACGACUGUGUCGAGUCCAGAGAUGGAUUUGAUUCAGAGACCCGAGCCAGCGCUGGUGGGGCAUACCGUGGGGCCAAUGCCUGAGGUAGCGGUGGGGGUAGAUGGGGGAAUUGCAGUUUUCUGCGAUCCACCCAACUACCAAAGGGAAUAUCCCAGUGUCACUGGCUUCGGGUCAGCUGUCGGGUUGCAUCCUAAGGCACCUUUAAGGGACGUUAACGGCAUCUCGGAUCUGGCUGCACGUUUUGAUGAGGUGCAAAAGACAGCUGUGCGAGGGAUUUCGGCCGACCGACUUCUAGUGGAGACCGACUCUCCCUACUUGCGAGUCCUGUGUAAUAAAGACAAUAUUCCGGCGAACGUAGGUGAGGUUGCAAAUGUUUUGUCCCAGAUCCGAAGGGUGACCCUCAGUGAGAUAUUACGUACUACUGCUGAAAACGGCAGACGUCUUUAUAACCUGUAG
This is a messenger RNA of Dreissena polymorpha, 543 nucleotides long. RefSeq lists its product as uncharacterized. The transcript is spliced from 3 exons. Gene Ontology annotation, molecular function: hydrolase activity, acting on ester bonds. Lineage: Eukaryota; Metazoa; Mollusca; Bivalvia; Myida; Dreissenidae. The record is from RefSeq and is a predicted model, not a curated record. The coding region runs from base 1 to 543 and encodes 180 amino acids.